CACGAAAUAUUGCCGGUCCCCAGUGCAGAAGAUGAUGUUUGAGCUUCCUGAACUGCUGCAGUCUGUCUCGUGAAGGUGUUCCCACAAUGCUGUUAGCUUCCCAAUCAUGGAGGCCACAGUCUUUUGAAGGUGAACAGUUGGGUUUUUAACGACAAUACAGCAGCUUUCACCGUCACAUCUCCCUAGUGCCAGCCCCACAAGUGACCGGAUUUGUUCAGUUCAAUUCCACAAGUUUGCAAUUCCUUGUGUUACCCUGCACUCCCUGUUGUCUGUUUUGAACCGAUUUUCACAGGGCUAUAUGAGGUGUGAUCGAGAAACCCGAACCAGAUGUCCCAUCGUGAUCUGGUGAGGUCACUCACUUUAUUGUAGCCUGGGCAUCAUCGGAGUUUGAACAUGGAAGGUGAAGGCACUGUGCACAGUGGGGAGGAAUUGUACACAUGUUUUGUGUGUGGGCGAGGCUUCAGCCGAUCAUCGGACCUGUUAGAACAUAAAUGUAGUGGGGAGAAACUGUGGAAAUGUGGGGUCUAUGAGGGUGAAUCCAGAUCCUUGUCUAAACUGGAAACACACUGGCGCAGUCAGACCACGGAAGGACUCUUCACCUUCUCUGACAGUGGGAAGGCAUUCACUUCCUCUUCCGCCCUGCUGGCACAGCAAUGGGGUCACGCUGAGGAGAGACCUUUCAAAUGCUUAGACUGCACCAAAUGCUUCACAAGUUCUUGGGACCUGAUUUUUCAUCAAUGCGUUCACACUGACGAGAGACCGUUCAGGUGCGCUCAGUGUGGGACUGGCUUCCGAACAUCGUCUGACCUCCUCGCGCACCAGCCAGUUCACACUGGCGAGAGGCCGUUCGUCUGCUCAGAGUGUGGGAAGGGAUUCGCGCAGAGCUCUACCCUUGUGAAACAUCGGCGCGUUCACACUGGCGAGAAACCAUUCACCUGCUCUCAGUGUGGGGAGGGAUUCGCUCAGUCAUCUCACCUCGUGAGACACCAACGCAUUCACACUGGGGAAAGACCGUUCACCUGCUCCGAGUGCGGGAAGGGAUUCACUCAGUCGUCCACCUUGCUGGCACACCAGAGGCUUCACACCGGGGAGAGACCAUUCAUCUGCUCAGAGUGUGGGAAGGGAUUCACUCAGUCGUCCAAGCUGUUGAUACACCAGAGGCUUCACACUGAUGAGAGACCAUUUCAGUGCCCAGACUGUGCAAAGCGGUUUAAAAGUUCUGGGGAACUGAUGUCCCAUCAGCGUGUUCACACUGACGAGAGACCAUUCAGGUGCUCUCACUGUGCAAUUGGGUUCAAACGAUCAUCUGAUCUCACAGUACACCAGCGGGUUCACACUGGGGAGAGGCCGUUCACCUGCUCCCAGUGUGGGAAGGGAUUCACUUCCUCAUCCACCCUGCUGAUACACCAGCGAAUUCACACUGGGGAGAGGCCCUUUAUCUGCUCCGAGUGUGGGAAGGGAUUCACUGAGUUAGCCAGCUUGCUGAAACACCGGAGUACUCACAGCGAGGAGAGGCCAUUCACCUGCUCAGAGUGUGGGAAGGGAUUCAGUCGGUCGUCAACGCUGGUGACUCACUGGCGAGUUCACACGGGGGAAAGGCCUUUCAUCUGCUUCAGCUGUGGGAAGACGUUCACUCAAUUAUGCAGUCUGUUGAGACACCAGCGGGUUCACACUGGGGAGAGGCCAUUCACCUGCUCAGAUUGUGGGAAGGGAUUCACUCGAUCAUCUACCCUGAUGAAACAUCAGAAAAUUCAUAACUAACUUCAGUCAUUGGAUUUUGCUGUUAAUCACAUCCAAGCCUGUGUUGUGUUCACUUGUGUACAUUUCUGCUGGUGUUAAUAAACUCCAAUGCAUUUACAGGGCUUAAUAUUGUGGAUAAAGGUCUAAUAAAGUAACUUUGAUUUAAA
Molecule: messenger RNA, 1907 nt
Organism: Chiloscyllium plagiosum (whitespotted bambooshark)
Lineage: Eukaryota; Metazoa; Chordata; Chondrichthyes; Orectolobiformes; Hemiscylliidae
Biological process (GO): regulation of transcription by RNA polymerase II
Molecular function (GO): RNA polymerase II cis-regulatory region sequence-specific DNA binding; DNA-binding transcription factor activity, RNA polymerase II-specific
Source: RefSeq, a predicted model, not a curated record